CAGUAAUGGCCCUGGGGAUCUCCUGGAUUGGGUUUUACACAGGUCUGCUGUUCUCCUUGCUGGAACUCUGGUUUAUUGAAGGACUCAGCUUAGAGCCCAUAUACUGGAACACCUCGAACAAAAAGUUCCAAAAUGAGGGGGGCUACAUUUUGUACCCUCAAAUCGGCGACCGCCUGGACCUCAUCUGCCCCCGUUCAGUGCCACUGGGCCCCUUCUCCACCGAGGACUAUGAAUAUUACAAGCUAUACCUGGUCCAGACAGAGCAGGCCGAGCGCUGCGAGAUCCUUCGUACCCCCAACCUGCUGCUGACCUGUGACCGGCCUGAACAUGACAUGCGCUUCACAAUCAAGUUCCAGGAGUACAGCCCCAACCUCUGGGGCCAUGAGUUCAAGACCAACCAGGAUUAUUACAUCAUCACAACUUCAGAUGGUACCAAGGAAGGGCUUGAGAACAUGAAAGGGGGUGCCUGCCUUUCCAAAGGCAUGAAAGUCGUCUUGAAAGUCGGGCAGCAUCCCAACACGGGCUCCAAAACUCAGAAGUCGGUUCCAGACGCGCCUGCUGACAAAGAGCGAGGGACGUCGGGGGCCGCUGAGCCCAACAAGGAGGUGAACCCAGGACCCCCAGCUGGGAACACCACUGGGAAAGUGGGGGGAGAGAACGGUCCCCUUCCGCAGUCCAACGUGCCCAUCAUCGCGGGGGCCGCCGGGGGAGCUGCCUUUGUCCUGCUGGUGGCCGCCGCUGUGACAGGCGCCCUCUGCUACCGCCGGCAGCGGGCCAAGCACAGCGAAUCCCACCACCCGCCUUUGUCACUCAGCACUCUGACCAGCCCCAAGCGAGGGGGCGGGGGCGGUGGGGGCAACAACAACGGCUCCGAGCCCAGUGACAUCAUCAUCCCGCUCAGGACUUCAGACAGCGCCUUCUGCCCCCACUACGAGAAGGUGAGCGGCGACUAUGGCCACCCGGUCUACAUUGUGCAGGAGAUGCCUCCCCAGAGCCCCGCCAACAUCUACUACAAAGUAUGAGGAGGGCCAGGCAAGCUCAGCUGCCUCUGGCUGCGUCUCCCACUCAUGUGGUGGGGAGGGGAGAACUCUGCACCGGCGGGGUGGACGGGGACCUCGCCACCCCUGCACCUCUCCUGCCCACCCUGGAUCACGCGGCACCAAUGGGGGGUGAGUGCCCUCCUCCAGCAAUCGAGGGGUUCCCAGAACUUGGACCCUCUUCUCCCAAAGAAGAAGGCAAGGACUCUCUCUCCACCCCUCUCCUCUCAGAGGCCUCCCCUUUCAGUGGAUUCUCACCUGGCUUAGGGUGAAUGGAACAAGGGAGGUUGGCCCUCUUCCGGUCGGGCACCAGUGAAGUUAACAGAGACAAGCCUCCCUCUCACCUCCCUCCACUUUCUCUGCUGGAAAAAAGGACAGAGUCCACCCCUGCCAGCCACUUCCCUCCUCCCAAGUCAGUUCAUUUCUUUGUAGAGUCCAGCACAGGUCAGGGGGACGGGACACGCUUGCAUUUCUGUCCUGGGGGGGCAUUCAUGAGCAGGUGGGCUGUGCUCCAGAGUCCCCUUUCGAUGGGUGCUCCCAUUCAACAUAGAAGAUGUGCACCCAUCAGCCAAAGCGAAUUUAGAUGGAGGUGUUUUUUGUUUUUUUUAAAAGGAAAUAUUCAUGCACAAAUUUCCUUGCAAAAAUUCAAAUUUACUUUCUUGGUUACUGUUUUUACAACAUAUCCAAGGUUUAUGCUGUUGUGGUCAGAGAUUUGCCGGUGGGGGAGGGAUGGGUGAGAAUUUCUAUUCAGUUCACAUUUCAAGCAGAAUUUAGCAAAUUUGCGCUUUCCAAAACAAUUUGAGAACCGAAAAGCAGCCAUCCUUUGAAAUUCGCAUUUAUUAGAAUUUUGGGAUGCAGUUCACCAACUAAACAACAUUUACAAAAAUGCAUUUAUUAGGGGAAAGUGUGCAUAAAAAUGAACACAAGUGAAAAUAACAUGCAAAAAGGCAUGAAAGGAUGAAAAAUGGCUUGCAAAAAUUUGUGCCUUUGUCAAAACUGCCCACAAAAAUGUGUUUAUUUGGAGAAAUUCUCACUAAAAUGGUGGAGAAUUUUCAUGAGGGUUUUUUUUUAAAAAAAAUGCAGAUCGCUGUAGAAAUGUGGAGGACUUAAUUUAACAUUGGAAAACUGAGAAAGAGAACUGGAACAGACAGAUCUUUCCAUCCCUAGUGUGGGGAAACACAAAAGUCCCAAGGCUGAAUUUAAUGUUGUCUUUUUUUUUAACCCCUCUAUCAAGACUUUCCCUCCCCUGAUAUAUCCAUCAAAACUGACACUUCAGACAUUAAAUCUGAAAAUCUGGAGAAAGUUUACACAGUUUCAGUGUCCUGCCAAGUCCAGUUUGGGCUCUGCAAAAGACACUGUAUUCCUGUCGACUUCUUCAGGCUUCAGUAAGGAGAGCAUUCAAUGGUGAUGCAAAGCCAGGGCCGCCUUCUUACCUGCCCGGCAAAAGCACACCUUCAGGGCAGCUGUUGGCUAGCCAUUUGACUUGGCCUGUCCCGCUGAGGCUGCUUGCCCCCAUUGUAGGUCCCAGUAGGGAAUGGGUCCCCAGCCUGGUGCCAUCCAAAUGUUUCGGAUGACAAUUUCCAUCAGCCCAGCCAGUAUGUAGAGUUGUAGGUCACAUCCACACCAUACAUUUAAAGCAUAUUCAACACACGUUGAAAGCACAUGGCUUCUUCCAGAGAAUCCUGGGAACUAUACCCCCGACAGAGCUACAAUUCUGCGCAUCCUUAACAAACUACAGUUCCCAGGAUUCUCUGGGGGAAAUGAUGUGCUUUCAAUGAGCAUUGAAUGGGCUUUAAAUGCAUGGUGUGGAUGUGACCACCGUUCAAAACAUCUGGAGGGCGCCAGGUUGGAGAAGGCUGCGUUGACACCUUCAUCCUCCUGCUCACAGCUUGCGUUUGAAACCCUAAGAAAAAACCACCCCAUGGUUGCAUCUUCCUUCCCCUUCUGGCCACCAUCAGACCCCCAAAUGCUAGUCCUUGACUAUUAACCCUGUCAACCCUUCCGCUGUCGCCCUUCCACGGAUCAGGGUUGGGUUGGGAUGCAAAAUGAAGGACACCAUUUUCUCUGCCAGUGUUUUGGAUCGGACGGACUCUGGUGACAGUGGAAUCCACGAACUGGACUCAACUACUUGGAAGAGGAUCACUUGUUUAUUUAUCUGCUGGCGGCCAUUUUGGUAGCCUUUUGUUGUUUAGUUGUUAGAAGAAGCGAAGUCACACAAAAUGGCCGCCCUUCCCCAUCUGAGGAGAUAAGGGGGGGCUUGCUCCAAGGGUCUUCUGGUUGUCCUAAUUUGGGAGGAGACUGAGACUGUGAUUCUCCCCCCCCCCCUGCCCAAACGGCCACCUCUGGUGGAUCUUCAGCAGCAGCAGCGUCUUCUCGUGUGCGUGAGGUUUCAUGGCGCUCCAAAAGACUUCAUGUGUUAGACGUGGGGAAUGUGGCUGAGCCUUCCUGCUUUGGCAAGGAAACGAAAAACACAAAAAAAGGAAACAAAAAAUGUGGUCUUUUUCAGCUUUAACAGAGGUUGUUGUUUUUUUUAUCUGAGAGUUUCUUAGCUUUGUCGGUGGAAUUUUACUGUUGGACAUUGUUGAUUAUAGAAGUUCUUGUGCAGCU
Rhineura floridana is the source of this 3644-nucleotide messenger RNA. RefSeq names its product ephrin B3 (gene EFNB3). NCBI's taxonomy places the organism in Eukaryota, Metazoa, Chordata, Lepidosauria, Squamata, Rhineuridae. Gene Ontology annotation, molecular function: ephrin receptor binding. The record is from RefSeq and is a predicted model, not a curated record. Gene Ontology annotation, biological process: axon guidance; ephrin receptor signaling pathway. The coding region runs from base 6 to 1022 and encodes 338 amino acids. Gene Ontology annotation, cellular component: plasma membrane. The transcript is spliced from 5 exons.